This is a messenger RNA of Talaromyces rugulosus, 315 nucleotides long. RefSeq lists its product as uncharacterized. The transcript is spliced from 3 exons. Bases 1 to 315 code for a protein of 104 amino acids. Lineage: Eukaryota; Fungi; Ascomycota; Eurotiomycetes; Eurotiales; Trichocomaceae. Gene Ontology annotation, biological process: proton motive force-driven ATP synthesis. The record is from RefSeq and is a predicted model, not a curated record.
AUGAGCUACAUCACUCGUCGGGCUCUGUCCACCCUUAUCCCACCCAAGGUACGAUUACCCGAGGAAUACCUCCCCCAUCGGGCAAUCGGUGCUGCUCAAGAUGCUGCACGUAUGGAACGUGUAGUCAACUUCUACGCCCGUCUCCCCCGUGGUGCUGCUCCUGCGCCUAAGCCCACUGGUCUCCUCGAGCGUUACCAAGCCCGCUACUUCAACGGAAAGAAGGCCUCGCCCAUGCGUAAGCACUAUUAUAUCUGUGUGAAUGCCACCACAAGAACCACCCUCACUAGAGGACUAUCGAUGGGGGAUCCUUGGUGA